CGGUCUAUCACCUCUUAUUAGUAGAGUUAUUGGGAGCACGUGAUCCAUUUGUAAGUUCUGACAUAUCUAGCACUGCCAUGGCUGACUUAAUGCGAUCACGGACUCGACACCGUCGGUUCUAUGCGUUCAUCCAUGUCUUCGUAUCGUCCGAUCCCCAACUUGCGUCCUUAUGAGAUAGCAUUGUAAGCCAAGCAGUCAGCAUCAUCCGUUAUCAGCGCUUCGACCUCAUAUGUGUGAAAACUGGCCUCGAUAUUUGCGACCAUGUAACUAGUAUAAAUACAGCCUUACAGGGUCAGUCUUGCUGUCUUCAUCCAGCUAAUUUACCAACGAUGUACAUCCCUCCAUUCGAUACCACCUCCUACUCCACCACCACCCAAUCACCCAAUCCAUCCUGGACAUAUGGCCAGAGAGUCGACGCCACUCCUGCCGGAAAAGACUGGCUUGCAGGCGAAUCCGCAGGGUGGAAAGUCUACAGCACAGCAGAAAUGGACAACAUCAAUCUCAACAAGCUCUUGAAUUCAGGCAUUCUACCACGUCCCAUGUCACUCGUAUCCACGAUCAGCGAGGAUGGGGUGGAGAACCUGGCACCCUUCAGUUGGUUCAACACAGUCACGAACUACCCGCCCGUCAUCUCAUUCGCGAUCAACCACAAUGCUACGGGCAGCCUCAAAGACACGACCGCGAACCUGAAGAACGGCCAAGGAUUCGCCGUGAACAUCAUCAGCGAGGCAUUCGUCGAGAAUGCAAAUGCGACUGCCGUAGACGCUCCUCCCGACUUCGACGAGUGGGCUCUCAGCGGUCUGACAAAGGAGAAAUGCGUGCAAAUAAGAGCCUCGCGCGUCAAGGAAAGCGCUUUUAGCAUGGAAUGCGAGCUCUACAAAUCGAUAGAUAUCACCCACCCAGUCACAGGCAAGCACAACAGCACGCUCAUCCUCGCGAGCGUCAAGUACUUCCAUGUGCGCAAAGACAUGCUCACAGGCAGAGGUGCCGUCGACCUCACAAAGUUCAAGCCAGUCGCGCGUGUGGGCGAUAUUUCAUAUGCCCGGGUCGGAGAUACAUACAGGAUCCCUGUGCCUUCAUGGGCGCAGGAGGAGGCGAAGAUACAGGAAGCGUUGAAGACUCUCGCAUCACCAUGAAAUAGAACGAGGGUGGCUUACCAUUUCUGGGCAACACAUACCAUAGACCAUAUAGAUAUCAGCAUCCAGGCGGGAUCAAGUCCGUCGCUAUUUCUUAUCCUUAAGAUAGACCUUUAUAAUUGACUAGCAAGCAGUACUUUUUACAUUAUAAUGAUCAUGGAUUUUCAAACCUGGUAUCCUUUACAACUAUCAGGAUCAACGACAAUCACUGAACACGCGCGCAGUUACAUGCGCUACAAGCCAACUUGGUAAUCUCAUUGUAUCCAUUGCAAGAUUAUACAGCGCUCUGACUGGAAUCGGCAUGGAUCAUUUACAUGGACUCGCCGUCGGUCGGCUGCCGGCCCUCGAGGCCUAUGCAUUCUGUGUUCAUGGAGUUACGAAGGCGUCUCAACACAGCAUGACGCAGAAACGGAUAGAG
Molecule: messenger RNA, 1554 nt
Organism: Suillus discolor
Lineage: Eukaryota; Fungi; Basidiomycota; Agaricomycetes; Boletales; Suillaceae
Exons: 6
Coding region: 330-1136 (268 amino acids)
Molecular function (GO): FMN binding
Source: RefSeq, a predicted model, not a curated record